AUGUUUGUUCUAUUUGAUUUCAACGCGAAAGAACCAGGUAUCGGGACAAUCAGUUCAAUUAAGAUUCCUAUUCUGCUAGGUAAUGAAAACGCAAUGGCAACAGUACGAGACAUAUGGGUUAAGGAAAGAACCAAACUAGUGGUCAGGUGGCCUAGAGAAUUCAACUCAGUCAUCUAUGAAAGAGUUUAUGAAAAAAACAACCGUUUUGAUUGUGAUCACAGAUCUGGAUUUGCUGUGGCAAUAUCGAUGCCAGAUCCAAAACAACAAUACCUACUUGAACUCAGGCAACAGCUCAUUCUUGAUAAAACUUCAGCAAAGAACAAUGCGAAUGAACUACAUGGACUCGAUACAAGGCAGAAGACAAGAAGAACACUUGUGUAUCCUGAAGAUGACACAACUGAAACAGCAUCUUAUUCUCAACACAAUCCUACAGAGGACCUACUGGUCGAAGAAAUUGAUGAAUUGAAGGCCACCAAUAGAAAACUUGAAGAAACAAUUACUCGACUCAAAAAAGAUUUGAUGCAAAAGGAAGAUGAAAAUGAGGAACUGACGAAUACUCUGGAAAUGUUACGUUCGUGGUGCGAACAGCCAAAAGAGUUAGCACAGCAAAUGAAAGAGAACCUUCUUCAACUUACGGACGCUAUUUCAAACUUCAAUAGACGGUCGGAAUUCUUACCUCCAACACCUUCCGCUAGUCCUGAUCAGUAUGCUGCUAAGAGAAUGGUUCCGUUCGACGGUGACAUCACAAUAGAAUACAAUGCGCUGCGGGAUGCAAUUUGCUACGGGAGAGAAGGCCAAUCGAAAGAUUCACUCAACGCAAUGGUAGCAACCCUAAUUGAUUAUUUUAUCCUGCCCAAAGAGCAGGGUGAAUACUCUCUUAGUGGACGUCCGUGCCGGUCAAUCCCCAACAGUAAGCCGAAGAAGCCGUUCCCAGUCUUUAUCAUAGAUGCUAUGACCAAUUUCAUUCUUCCGAGAUGGAAGACCUGGCACAAUAAUGACUUAUCAAAAGAACAAAUUAAGGCUGCCAUUACCGCAAAACUCGUAAAUAGCCAUUCAAAAAUCAAAAAGAAGAAUUUAAAAGGACAGCAGCUAAAUAUUGAAGAAGAAAUAUUAGGCGGUGGAACUAAUGACAACUAUGGAAAUCAGCAAGCAGGAAGCAUUGAAUAAGAAACCUAAGUUUAUUUGUAUGCGUGAAUUUUAAAUGUUCUGCCAUUUCGGGCCCGAGUUCAAUUUUGUUUCCCCAGUUGUUUCUUACCCUUUUUUAUUCCUCUGAUGCCGUGUCAAACGUAUGUUAAACUUUUUUAAGCGUACACAUUACACACUCGUUGUUCACACUUGUGUGAAUUUUACCUUACUGCCUUAAUUUGCUGCCCUUGAUUCCCUUUUUAAA
Molecule: messenger RNA, 1390 nt
Organism: Daphnia magna
Lineage: Eukaryota; Metazoa; Arthropoda; Branchiopoda; Diplostraca; Daphniidae
Source: RefSeq, a predicted model, not a curated record